Molecule: messenger RNA, 4288 nt
Organism: Dryobates pubescens (Downy woodpecker)
Lineage: Eukaryota; Metazoa; Chordata; Aves; Piciformes; Picidae
Gene: IREB2
Product: iron responsive element binding protein 2
Exons: 22
Coding region: 87-2984 (965 amino acids)
Biological process (GO): tricarboxylic acid cycle; citrate metabolic process
Cellular component (GO): cytosol; mitochondrion
Molecular function (GO): 4 iron, 4 sulfur cluster binding; aconitate hydratase activity; iron-responsive element binding
Source: RefSeq, a predicted model, not a curated record
CAUCGCGAGAGCUGGGACGGCCCCGCCCGGGCCAGCUCCCCCAGCCCCCUGUUCCCCUCCCAGCAGAGCUAAUAUGGUCGCCGGCGAUGGACCCUGUAAAGCCAGGAAGCCCUUACCAGCCUGUAAUUGAAACACUAGGAAACUAUCCUCAAAAGAAGUUCUACAAUGUCUCAAAACUUGGAGGCGCCAAGUAUGAUACUCUGCCUUAUUCCAUACGAGUGCUGUUUGAAUCCAGUGUCCGUAACUGCGAUGGCUUCUUAGUGAAAGAAACAGAUGCUAUGAACAUCUUAGACUGGAAAACGAAACAGAAUAAUGUUGAAGUGCCCUUCUGUCCUGCCAGAGUUGUUCUUCAAGACUUUACUGGAAUUCCAGCAAUGGUGGAUUUUGCUGCUAUGAGGGAAGCUGUGAGAAAUGCUGGAGGAGAUCCUAUGAAAGUCAAUCCUGCCUGCCCAACUGAUCUCAUUGUUGACCAUUCUCUGCAGAUUGAUUACAUCAAAUGUGCAAUACAGAAUGCUCCAAAUCCUGGAGGUGGUGAUUCUCAGAAGCCGAUGGCAAAGCUGUCUCCACUGAGGGCACAGCCUCGGAAGCUGCCUUGCAGGGGCCAGACGGGCUGCAAGGGGCCAUGUGGCACGGGAGAUGCAAGUCGCGGCACAGGGCAGUUUCCAGCGCAGAUCGAGAACACGCCCAUCCUCUGUCCCUUUCACCUGCAGCCCCUGCCUGAGCCUGAGACAGUACUGAAAAAUCAAGAGAUGGAAUUUGGCAGAAAUAGAGAGAGGCUUCAGUUUUUUAAGUGGAGUUCAAAGGUUUUCAAGAAUAUAUCCAUAAUUCCACCAGAGACUGGAAUGGCACACCAAGUUAACUUGGAAUAUUUGUCAAGAGUUGUUUUUGAAGUUAAAGAUAUCCUAUAUCCAGAUAGUGUGGUUGGCACAGAUUCUCAUACAACCAUGGUAAAUGGCUUGGGUAUCUUGGGCUGGGGUGUUGGGGGGAUUGAAACAGAAGCGGUGAUGCUAGGGAUGCCAGUUACUCUCACUUUGCCUGAGGUUGUUGGGUGUGAACUGACAGGCACAGCCAGCUCCCUUGCUACAUCCAUAGAUGUUGUUCUAAGCAUCACAAAGCAACUUAGGCAAGCUGAUGUUGCUGGAAAAUUUGUGGAGUUUUUUGGGACUGGAGUUUCCCAGCUGUCUGUAGCAGACCGAACCACAAUAGCAAAUAUGUGUCCUGAAUAUGGUGCUAUUCUGAGCUUUUUCCCUGUUGAUAAUGUGACGCUGAAGCACUUAAAGCAUACAGGUUUUGACAAGGCCAAGCUUGAGGUCAUGGAAGCAUAUCUUAAAGCUGUGAAGUUAUUUAGGAAUUAUGAGAGUUCUUCCAGAGAUCCUGAGUAUUCCCAGGUAGUACAAAUUAAUUUAAGUUCCAUAAUUCCAUACGUCAGUGGCCCCAAGAGGUCCCAAGAUAGAGUGGCUGUUACUAACAUGAAGAGUGACUUCCAAGCCUGCUUAAAUGAAAAGUUUGGAGUUAAAGGGUUUCAGAUUGCAGCUGAGAAACAGAAUGACUUUGUACCUGUUCAGUAUGAAGGAAAUGAAUACAAGCUGUCUCAUGGGUGUGUCGUCAUUGCUGCAGUAAUCAGCUGCACAAACAAUUGUAACCCGUCCGUCAUGCUUGCUGCAGGACUUCUGGCCAAAAAAGCUGUUGAAGCUGGCCUAGUGGUUAAGUCCUAUAUAAGAACAAGUUUAUCACCAGGCAGUGGAAUGGUUACACAUUACCUCAGUUCCAGUGGAGUAUUGCCAUACCUCAGCAAGCUUGGGUUUGGAGUUGUUGGCUAUGGGUGUUCAACCUGCGUUGGAAACACUGCCCCCUUGCCAGAAGCCAUCAGGAAUGCAAUAAAGCAGGGUGAUAUAAUUGCCUGUGGAGUGUUGUCUGGAACAAAGAACUUUGAAGGACGUCUCUGUGACUGUGUUCGCGCCAACUACCUUGCUUCUCCACCACUAGUGGUGGCUUAUGCCAUUGCUGGCACUGUUAGAAUAGACUUUGAGACAGAGCCUUUGGGCACUGGCUUUGAUGGCAAAAGUAUUUACCUGCGAGAUAUUUGGCCCACUCGAAGUGAACUCCAUGAAGUGGAGGAAGGGUGUGUGAUAUCAUCUAUGUUUAAGGAAUUGAAGGAAAAAAUGGAGAAAGGAAACAAACGAUGGAAUUUACUGGAAGCACCUGAGUCAACUUUAUUUCCCUGGGAUUUAAAAUCUACUUAUAUCAGAUGUCCUUCCUUUUUUGAUAAACUUGCCAAAGAAGCAGUUGCACCACAGCAGAUUCAAAAUGCCCAUGUCCUGCUCUAUUUGGGCGAUUCUGUAACUACAGAUCACAUAUCCCCUGCUGGGAGCAUUGCAAGGAGUAGUGCUGCUGCUAAGUAUCUGACCAGCAAAGGACUCACACCUCGUGAAUUCAACUCUUACGGAGCUCGAAGAGGUAAUGAUGCUGUGAUGACAAGAGGUACCUUUGCAAAUAUCAAGCUUCUGAAUAAAUUCAUAGGAAAGCCAGCUCCUAAAACAAUUCACUUUCCAUCAGGACAAACGCUAGAUGUGUUUGAAGCAGCAGAGUUGUACCAGAAAGAAGGCAUCCCUGUCAUUAUUCUAGCAGGAAAGAAGUAUGGACUGGGUGGCUCAAGAGACUGGACUGCAAAAGGGCCUUAUUUACUGGGUGUUAAAGCUGUCCUAGCAGAAAGCUAUGAAAAGGUUCAUAAAAGUCAAUUGGUUGGAAUUGGCAUAGCUCCACUUCAGUUUCUUCCUGGGGAAAAUCCAAGUACUUUGGGUCUCACUGGCAGAGAGCAGUUUUCUAUAUCGUUCCCUCCAGACCUGAUGCCAGGAAUGACUUUGGAUAUUAAGACAAGCACUGGAAAAGUAUUCAGCGUGAUUGCCUUGUUUGAAAACGAUGUGGAGAUAACAUUAUUCAAAUAUGGUGGAAGUCUAAACUUUGUGGCUCGGAGAUUCUUAUAGUAGCUACUGACUCUAUGGGUACCCUGCAUUAACUGGUCAUUCUGAAAAUGCCUUGUGUGAACCCAGGAAUCUGUACUGUGGAACUGCAAACAGUCCUAGUGUGCUCAAAGUUACUUCGUCCAUGGAUGUAAAAGAUUGUGAAUUAUUGUAACUGCAACAAGAUCCUUCCUUCCUGAUUUUAAAUAAUACUCUAAUGGUGCUAUUAAACAUUGCUAAAAUCAACACGUGUAUUGUGGCAGAGAGCUGUAAGUAUGGAGGGGAUGUUUAUCAGACCAUUUUGUAAAUAAACUAUGCGAAAUCUGAAACUGAUUGUGCUGAAGAUUAUUAUGUAAGAAGAUUUUCUGCAGUUGUUUUCACUCAGUUUUUGCACCUGUCAGUCUGUGUACUACUGUUUGUUGGUUUAAGGGUAGCAGAUGGUAUGGAAUUUUAAAGGCCAAGCUAUUUUUUUUCUGUCUUUUUAUAUGCAUCCAGAUCUUAAAACAGAUACUCAGUUACAAGUGUCUUGCUCUCUAGAUUAUGACCAGGAGAAAAAGCAGUCCACAUAAGGCCCAUGGCAUCCUGUAUCACAGAUCACGACUUUCUUACCAUUAUUAUGGGAUAAUAGUUCAUCUGGAUCCAGAUUUAAAACCACUCACUCUAUGAAAUAGUGUGCUUAGAAGCGUGGGAAACAUGUCUGUGUUUCAAAACGACGCUCACCCUUAUCGUUCAUGCACUUUAAGGGUAGCACCUAAUUUGGCAAGCUGGAGUGUCCUUCAGUUGAAGUUUGUCAUACCUGCUUCCAAGGAAGCAGUAUGUCACAACAUCAGUUUUUACUGUGCUGUCUGCAAUAUCAUUAGACCAAGUACCUCUCCUUAGUAUUGUAACAUUUAAAAAUCUGUAAAAAUAUUUAUAUACUAGGAUUGUUUGAAUUUCUUUGCUUUAAAUGUGACCUAUGGCUAAUAAGUUAUACCCACUUGUCAGAUGUUAGGUAUCUGAGGUGGCCUUACUGCCUUUUAAUGCUGUCUGCUGUGCUGUUAGUUCACAGCUCUUCCAAACAAGCAUCACCUUCCCCUGCUGAAGAUCCCUGGGUACUGAAUAAACCUGGCUCUUGCACCAUUUCAGCUUCUGUACAUAUGUCAGUGCAGUGAUGGUAACAGCCCUGGUCUGUAUUGAACCUUGAACGAAGAGGCAGUUUCUGCAGAAGUGUUGGUUUUACCACUUAACUACUCAGUGACAGCUGCUAACCUCUGCAAGUGAGUCUUUGAGAUGCUGUUUCCGUGCUCCUCUAUCUUGAAAAGCUUGAUGACGCCAUUUAAGGUUUAUGU